AUGUCUUUGAACCAUAGCACCGUGGAUGAUGUCGUUUACGAGGAUCAAGUCAGUCCAGUGGUUUACGUGGGUGCCGCGAUCGCGUUGGGAUUUAUCGGAUUCUUCGGGUUCACCAUGAAUCUCCUGGUAGCGGUGGUGAUCGUCAAGGACGCGCAGUUACUCUGGACUCCUGUGAACGUGAUCCUGGUUAAUCUCGUUGUCGGUGACUUCAUGGUGGCCGCGUUUGGAAAUCCAGUCGCUAUGGUUUCCGCCAUCACAGGUGGAUGGUACUGGGGCUACAAAGUGUGUCUCUGGUAUGCCUGGUUCAUGUCCACUCUGGGGUUCGCCAGUAUCGGGAAUUUAACAGUGAUGGCGGUGGAGAGGUGGCUGCUGGUGGCCAGGCCGAUGAAAGCCUUGUCCAUAAGGCAUGCAGUUAUAUUAGGAUUCUUCGUUUGGAUCUACGCGCUUUGCCUCUCCCUGCCGCCAUUGUUCGGCUGGGGUAGUUAUGGCCCAGAGGCAGGGAACGUGUCCUGCAGCGUGUCAUGGGAAGUCCACGAUCCUGCUACCAAAAGCGACAGCUACAUCGGGUUCCUCUUCUUGUUUGGCCUGGUCGUUCCAGUCUUAGUAAUUACCAGCAGUUACGUAGCGAUUAUUCUGACUUUAAGGAAAGUCAGGAAGAGAGCAGGUGCGAGCGGAAGACGCGAGGCGAAGAUUACAAAGAUGGUGGCAUUAAUGGUGAUGGCCUUCCUGCUCGCCUGGUCGCCAUAUGCAGCCCUGGCGCUCGCCGCGCAAUAUUUUAACGUGAAGCCGUCAGCAUCGGUGGCGGUGCUACCAGCUCUACUGGCCAAGUCAUCCAUCUGCUACAACCCCAUAAUCUACGCAGGCUUGAACAACCAGUUCCCGCGAUCUCUGAAGAAGAUCUUCGACAUGAGAACUUCGAGGACCACGGUACCAGACAGUCAGAACACCGCGUUGACGCUGAUGAAUAGACAGGAGCAACGAAACUGA
This is a messenger RNA of Eufriesea mexicana, 987 nucleotides long. Its product is annotated as pinopsin. Gene Ontology annotation, biological process: G protein-coupled receptor signaling pathway. NCBI's taxonomy places the organism in Eukaryota, Metazoa, Arthropoda, Insecta, Hymenoptera, Apidae. The record is from RefSeq and is a predicted model, not a curated record. Gene Ontology annotation, cellular component: membrane. The coding region runs from base 1 to 987 and encodes 328 amino acids. Gene Ontology annotation, molecular function: G protein-coupled receptor activity. The transcript has 6 exons.